This is a messenger RNA of Cinara cedri, 4171 nucleotides long. The record is from the annotation of a GenBank genome assembly. NCBI's taxonomy places the organism in Eukaryota, Metazoa, Arthropoda, Insecta, Hemiptera, Aphididae.
GUAAAACGUUACGGUGGACGCGGGUGUCGGCGUACAACGAACUUCGGUUUUUUUAUUAUUCACUAAUUUAGCAGAAUUCGUUCGUCAGUGUUUGAAGAGCUUCCGUGUUCAGUUGUCAUUUUUAAAUUCUGUUGGAAGUUGUUCGACUAUUGGCGUGUUGACAAUAUCAACAUUUGACCCAUUUGGCCAAAUAUCACGAACAAUAUGCUGGAACUCAAGUAUCUGAUACUUGUUUUAUGUUUGGCGUUAUCGCCAUUAAGCGGUGUGUACUUUAGUUCAAUUUAUUUUAAUGUCAAAUUUUUAGGUAUUUUUACCAUUAACUAUUAUAAUGUACUUAUUUUUAAAUAUAGACCGAUGUAUAGCUGAAGACUUGGAAAAUUUAGAAGGAGAAAUAAUCAAAGAAUUUACUGUUGACGGGACAGUUGAAGGUGCCAGUAAAGAAGGAGCAACUACUGGUAAAUUAAUAAAUAAUAUUUGCCAUUGUUAUUUUUUUCAUUCAUUUGUACACCUAUCUAAGUAGCUGAAUCUAGAAUUAUGUUUAUUGUAACUUUAUUUAUCUAUUUUAAAGUUACUAUGUAUACAAUUUUACUUUACCUAUAUAUGUAAUAAUUUUGUUCAUACUUUAAAUACAGCUAAAUACUUAAAUGAGAAUUGUGAUAUGUAUAAUCUCUAGGUACCUGUAUAUAUUUUUGUUAUAUAAUAGCUGCUAUUUGACCUAUACACUUUAAUUUUUUAAAUUUAAACUACCAGAUUUAAAUCGUAGAUUUUUAAAGUUUUAACUAUAGUUACAAAUUUUAUUGUAAUUUUAUCUGAUGUUUUAUUGAAAAUUAUUAUUUCAGAUGAGCAUGCAGCUGUCAUAGAAGAAGAACGAAUCAAAUUAGAUGGUUUGAAUGCAGCUCAGUUACGUGAGUUAAAAGAACAAGCUGAAACAUUUACUUUCCAGGCUGAAGUCAAUCGAAUGAUGAAACUUAUUAUUAACUCAUUAUAUAGAAAUAAAGAAGUAUAUUAUCUUUUAAAUUUAAUUUGAUACAUAUUGUACUUAUGCAUUUAUUUGUAUAAUACUUAAUUGUAUUUUUAGAUUUUCUUACGGGAACUCAUUUCUAAUGCUUCGGAUGCUUUGGACAAAAUUAGAUUGUUAUCAUUGUCUAAUAGUAAUCUUUUGGAUGCAACUAAUGAACUCUCUAUUAGAAUUAAGGUAAUUUAUAUUUGAUUUUUAAUAGAGGAUAAAUUCCUACAUACAUCAGACUGAGUAGUUGGAAUUUAUUAUUGUAUUAAUUAUUUAAAGUUGAGAUAUUAGUAGGUUUUAUAAUCACCACCAAAAAUAAAAUUCCUAGUGUUAAUCUAAUUGAUCAUUGUUCUAGCAAUAUUUCAAAUAUUGCACUUCACAUCCUUUUUUAUAUAUUUUAGUUUCCAUUUUUACUUGUUUGAUUUAUUAUAGUUUCAUAGUUUUUGUUGUGAGAACUUAUAUUGGAGAUUAUGUUACCUGAUUACUGAUGUUUUUACUAUGUUGCUAAUAAUUAACUUAUAUAUUAGGUAAACAAGGAAUCCCGGAUGUUACAUAUAACAGAUACAGGUAUUGGAAUGACACGUGAUGAUCUAGUGAAAAAUUUGGGUACUAUUGCGAAAUCUGGAACUGCUGAAUUCUUGAGCAAUUUAAGUACUGGCGAAGGUCAAGAUAAAAAUGUCAAUGAUAUGAUUGGACAAUUUGGUGUUGGAUUUUAUUCGGCUUUCCUUGUUGCGGACAAAGUUUUAGUUACUACUAAACAUAAUGAUGAUAAACAGUAUAUAUGGGAAUCUGAUGCUAACAGUUUCUCUAUUGUUGAAGAUCCACGUGGAUCAUCUCUUAAGAGAGGCACACAAAUCAGGUUAGUUAAUAAUAAUCAAGAUAUUUCCUAAGCGUAAAUUUAUUUUUAUUUUUAUUUCAGCUUACAACUUAAAGAAGAAGCUAUUGAUAAUUUAGAAUUAGAAACACUGAAAAAUUUAGUAAAGAAAUACUCACAAUUCAUCAACUUCCCUAUUUAUUUGUGGUCAAGUAAAACUGAAACUGUCGAAGAACCAAUUGAAGAAGAUGAACAAAUAGAGAAAGAAGAAAAACCAGAAGAAGAUGAAGCUGCAGUAGAAGAUGCUAAAGAAGAAGAAAAACCAAAAACUAAAAAAGUAGAAAAAACUAUUUGGGACUGGGAACUUCUAAAUAAUCAAAAACCCAUUUGGACUAGAAAACCUGAUGAUUCAAAUGAGUAUAAAGAAUUUUACAAAGCAUUGACUAAAGAUACUAAAGAUCCUUUGUGCUAUACACAUUUUAAUGCUGAAGGAGAGGUAUCAUUUAAAUCAUUGCUCUAUGUUCCUGUUGCUCAACCUUCAGAUACUUUUAACAAAUAUGGUACUGUUACCGAUAACAUUAAACUUUAUGUUAGAAGAGUGUUUAUAACAGAUGAAUUUACUGAUUUAUUGCCUAAGUAUUUAAGUUUUCUACAAGGAAUUGUAGAUUCUGAUGAUUUACCAUUAAAUGUGUCUCGAGAAGUAUUACAACAACACAAACUGCUCAAAAUCAUUAGAAAAAAACUUAUACGUAAAGCUUUAGAUAUGCUUAAUAAAUUAGAUGCCGAACUAUACAAACAAUUUUGGGCUGAGUAUUCUACUAAGUACGUGAAUAAUUAUUGAGAAUUAAUGUAAAAAUAAUAAUUUAGUAUUUCUCAAACUAGUAUUUUAAUUUUUUUUUUUUUUAACUGUAUAGCAUUAAGUUGGGCAUCAUAGAAGAUCCAUCUAAUAGAGCUCGUCUAGCCAAGUUGUUGCGAUUCCAAUCAUCUGUCGAAGAAACUCCUACCUCAUUGGCAGACUAUGUGAAACGUAUGAAAGAGAAGCAAGAACAUAUAUAUUACAUCGCUGGCUCUAGUAGAGCUGAACUGGAGCGCUCUCCUUUUGUCGAGGGAAUUAUUCGCAAAGGAUAUGAAGUGCUGUAUCUUAUUGAAGCUGUAGAUGAGUACACGUUAUCUUCUAUUCCAGAAUUUGACGGUAAGAGAUUCCAAAAUGUAGCCAAGGAAGGAGUCUCUCUUGCUGAAAAUAAAGAAAAGGUAGAAGAAUUAAAAACACAGUUUGAACCACUUACUAAAUGGCUUGGCGAUAACGCUCUUAAAGAUCAGGUUAGUUAAAUAACUUAAUUUUGUAUUUCUUUUUGUGUUUAAUUAGUAAUUAACAUUUAAUAAUUAGAUUUCAAAAGCAGUUGUAUCUGACCGUUUGGCUGAAUCACCAUGUGCCCUUGUUGCUGGAAUGUUUGGUUGGACUGGUAACAUGGAAAGAUUAGCUUUAUCUAAUGCCCAUCAAAAAGCUGAUGAUCCCCAAAGAGAGUUUUAUUUAAAGCAACGUAAAUCACUUGAGAUAAAUCCUCGUCAUCCACUUAUAAAAGAUUUGUUAAGAAGAGUUCAGGAUGAUGUUGAUGAUCAAAAGGCAAAAGAUAUUGCAGUCAUGUUAUUUAGAACAGGUAAUUUUAGAUAUCCAAGUAUUGCCUACAUAUUCAUUAUUUUCUCAUUUGAAAAACAAUAAAAAUUUGUUCCUAAUUGUUUAGCAACAUUGAGGUCAGGAUUUAUGCUCCAAGAUUCUGCAGAUUUUGCUGAAAGUGUUGAAGCUUUAAUGAGACAAUCAUUAGGAAUUCCGUUAGAUGAAAAAGUCAGUUAUGAUGAUGAUGAACCUAUUGUUGAUCAACAGACAGACAAAGAAGAAGAAGAAGAAGAAGAAGAAAAAGAAGAAUCACCAGAACACGAGGAAUUAUAAAAGGAAAAGUAAUAUAUUUUACUGAUGAACUGUAUCAGUUUGUCUAAUUAUAAGUCUGAUAUUUGUGACAUGUCUGCAUAUUAUUUGAAUAAGUAAUAUAUUUAUUAUCAAUUAUCAUAAAUUGACCAGUAGUAGGUACUUUGUAUUUAUUUUAUAUAAUUUUUUUUCUCAUAAAAUAUUAAAGUACAUAUAAUUUUUUGUAAAAUUUUGAUUAAAAAAAAAAAAAAUCUGUUAUUGUAUGUAAUAUCUAUUGUAUUUUUCACCAUAUGUCACAUAAGUUUAUUGUACAAAUCAUUAAUUUAAAAAAAAUAUUUGAUUUAUUAGUCUAAUUUUUCAUUUAUCUAAAUAAAAUAAAAAGUUGUUUUCAAUUCCAUAUUAUAUACAUCUUUUCUAAUAUAAUAUC